This is a messenger RNA of Abrus precatorius (Indian licorice), 2365 nucleotides long. RefSeq names its product phenylalanine--tRNA ligase alpha subunit, cytoplasmic. Gene Ontology annotation, molecular function: ATP binding; tRNA binding; phenylalanine-tRNA ligase activity. NCBI's taxonomy places the organism in Eukaryota, Viridiplantae, Streptophyta, Magnoliopsida, Fabales, Fabaceae. Gene Ontology annotation, biological process: phenylalanyl-tRNA aminoacylation. The record is from RefSeq and is a predicted model, not a curated record. Gene Ontology annotation, cellular component: phenylalanine-tRNA ligase complex; cytoplasm; cytosol. Bases 602 to 2071 code for a protein of 489 amino acids. The transcript is spliced from 17 exons.
AUAAUUGAUGCAGUUUAAGAAGCAAGCACGUUGACGAACAGAAGCAGGAUAGUAGUAGUAGUACCUCGAGAAAGCGAGCUCCAGCAGGUGGAAUCGACUGCAAUAUUUGACGUGAGCCGAGCAUUAGCGAUCGCGCUGUGAAGCGGCAUCAACGACUCAACGCUUCUCACAACCGCCAAUACCCUUUCGAACACAAAACGCACGAGUUUAACACCAAAACGCAAUGCAAAUCGAUAAGAACCAUUGAAGUGCAUGCGGUGUACCUUGAAGCACGAGGGAUGCGUGUUGAGGAAGACAAAGAGAAGUGAAACGAAGUCGACGAGAUCUGAACGAAGCUUCUAGAGCGAUUAGCAAGAGAGCUCGAGGCCACUCUCACCGCUGAUUUACAAAGCAAAGAAGCCAUUGUGACAGUGCAAGUUAGCUUGAACCCUAAACAGAAAGUAAAACCCCGAAAGGCUGAAACUCAUUAUUGGGUUAUUAUUGGGCCGGCCCAAAUUGGGUAAGCCCAAAUUAAACGGCCUUCUAAACCUACUCUACUCUAUUCUGAAAUUCUAAUCACGGUGUGUUUGUGACUCUUGUGUGGCGGCGCGAGAGUGUGACAAUGGCGGAAGAAGCGGUUUUAGGUUACCUAGAAAACAACGAGGAGAUUGGUGACUCGGGUGAAUUCGCUGCUGAACUUGGCAUUGACCACAACGAGAUCGUGAACGUGAUAAAGAGUUUGCAUGGGUUCAGAUACGUGGAUGCGCAAGACAUUAAGCGAGAGACGUGGGUUUUGACAGAUGAAGGGAAGACGUAUGCUAGUGUAGGAUCCCCUGAAGUUCAACUCUUUUUGGCAAUACCGCAAGAGGGUAUCACGAAAGAUGAACUUCAGAAAAAGCUGGAUCCAUCUGCCUUCAAGAUAGGCUGUGCCCAGGCUGCAAAGAACAAGUGGGUGGACAUGGGAAAACAAUUAAUUUCUAGAAAGGUUCAACAUGUGGAUGACAAGGUCAAAGAACGGCUUCUUCAAAUUCAACAGGGACAGAGCAUUGGUUCAGACGAAAUCAAAGCACUCAAAGCAAGAAAGCUUAUUGUUCCACAGACAUGGAAGGGUUACUCAGUGAAGAAAGGUCCUAAUUAUGCUCCAAAAAGAAAGAAAGUUGUCACUGAUUUAACUCGAGAUAAUUUUCAGAGUGGUGAGUGGAAGGAAUUAGAGUUCAAAGAGUACAAUUAUAGUGCUAAAGGUCAGCCUCUUGAGGGUGGUCAUCUUCAUCCAUUGCUGAAGGUACGGGCUCAGCUGAAACAGAUAUUCCUUUGCAUGGGGUUUGAGGAGAUGCCAACAAAUAAUUUUGUUGAGAGCAGCUUCUGGAAUUUUGAUGCCUUGUUCCAGCCCCAACAACACCCAGCUAGGGAUUCGCAUGAUACAUUCUUUUUGGAAACUCCUUCGACAACAAAGAAAUUGCCAGAAGAUUAUGUUCAGAGGGUGAAGCAAAUUCAUGAAUAUGGUGGUUAUGGGUCUAGAGGAUAUGUAUAUGACUGGAAAAGAGAAGAAGCAAAUAAAAACCUCCUGCGAACCCACACAACUGCUGUUUCCUCCAGGAUGCUUUACCAAUUGGCACAGAAGAAACCAUUUUCUCCAAAAAAAUAUUUCUCUAUAGAUCGUGUUUUCAGAAAUGAAGCUGUUGAUCGAACACAUCUUGCCGAAUUCCACCAGAUAGAAGGCCUUGUAUGUGAUCGAGGACUCACUCUGUGUGACUUAAUAGGAGUCCUACAUGAUUUCUUCUCACGUUUAGGCAUGACCAAGUUGAAGUUCAAACCAGCUUACAAUCCAUACACUGAACCUAGCAUGGAGAUUUUUAGUUAUCAUGAAGGCUUUAAAAAAUGGGUAGAGGUAGGAAACUCUGGCAUGUUCAGACCUGAAAUGUUGCAGCCGAUGGGACUUCCCGAAGAUGUACAAGUUAUUGCAUGGGGCCUUUCCCUUGAAAGGCCAACGAUGAUAUUAUACGGGAUAGAUAACAUCCGGGAUCUCUUUGGACCCAAGGUGGAUCUUGGGCUUAUAAAGAAAAACCCGAUAUGUCGUCUUGGAAUUGACUAAAAUGAUUCAUCCUUGUCUCUUGGAAUUCUUUAUCAUUUAUAGAUUUAUACAUUUUUUUUUAUCUCAAAGAUCAAACACGACCUGUAGAUUAGUUCAAUUUCUGUAUGGGGUGUCGGGGUCGAAUAGAAAGUUACGCCCUUAUUUGAAGGAACAUUGUAAUAGUCUUUUUCUUGUGCUCUGAAAAAAAUUAUUGUUGGGAAAGUCAACCCCAUUCCAAUUUCAUGUGGUUUGGAACAAAAUUAUUUAUGAUGUAGGAAAGUAUCGCAUUGCAAUUACAUAGCGUAUCAUUAGCUU